Molecule: messenger RNA, 916 nt
Organism: Cornus florida
Lineage: Eukaryota; Viridiplantae; Streptophyta; Magnoliopsida; Cornales; Cornaceae
Exons: 2
Coding region: 280-672 (130 amino acids)
Source: RefSeq, a predicted model, not a curated record
UCGAAACCAUAUAAGGAUGAAAAAAGGAAAAAGAUAAAAAAAAAGGCACAGAAAAACCCUAAAUCAAUCUUUCAGAUUUCAGACAGCUGCUUCUCUUUGACGAGCAGCUUUGAGCCUUCUCACGGCUUCUUCGACAUUUAGGGAACCCACCAAGCCUUCUCACGCCACUGUUGAUCGAAGAUUGGUUGCUCAACUUGCUCUUCUACAGUCUCGAACAGAGAGUCUCAGACAUUGCGAACACAUCAAGCCUUCUCAAAUUCAACAGAAUAUCAGGAGAUAAUGGCCGGAAAAUCAGUAGAGUCUGUAGCAAAAGCUGUUAGAGUGUACCAGUAUCCAUUGCGAGAGAAGUUGGCGAAGUACAAGGAUGAGCUCUCUAAGGGCGUUUGGGGCUACUGGGAGCUUGGGGCAUGGAAACCUCUUGCCAUCAGUGCACGCCGUCGAGCCCGCCUCCGCAAAGAAACUUUACUUGCCGGAGAAGAUUGGCCAUACGAUCCAGCAAGGAAAGAGAUGAAAACCAAAAGGAAAGGGCAUAAGCAUGAUAGGAUAGCAGCACAGAAGCGGGCCAAUACUGUUGAAUUAAUGCAGAAAAUGCCGCAAAUGUUGGCAGAUUACAGAAGGAGAAAGUGGGAGAAGAAGAUGAAUGAAGAGGAUGCCAAGGCUAGUAAAAAAUAGGUCCCAUUUUACUCUUUCCCUUUUCAAACCAUUUUUCUUUGUGGACUAAUUUGCUUGCUUGAUGAUGUUGCCGAUCAUGUACCGCGCAUUUCAUUAGAUGGUCCUGUUCUUAUUUUCUCCUUUUUGAGUCAUCAGUUAGUAAUUUCAUGCUGAAUUGGAAAAUCUUGUUCUUUUGAUGGAUGGACCUUGCAAUAGAACAGGUUUUUAGAAACAUUAACCGAAUUACCAUCGUCCUCAUUUGAAA